Messenger RNA from Penicillium manginii, 2976 nucleotides. RefSeq lists its product as uncharacterized. Lineage: Eukaryota; Fungi; Ascomycota; Eurotiomycetes; Eurotiales; Aspergillaceae. The transcript has 4 exons. The coding region runs from base 1 to 2976 and encodes 991 amino acids. The record is from RefSeq and is a predicted model, not a curated record.
AUGUCCGACCCGAUCCGACAAGAUGCCGUUGACGGCCCCUCGCCGGCCUCCACCGAGGACCCUGUCUCGGCCAAGGAGACGUCACCGGUCGCAACAUCACGAAAGUUGCCCGGAUGGCUGGACCAUUUCAAUGCGCGCGAUUUAAAAGUCCUAUUCCGAUGCACUGUGGCCGCUUGGGUUGCAUCUCUACUGAUCUUCAUCACUUCGUCUCUGAAAACUAUCGGGACCGCAACUUUUUUCGCUACACUCGUUCUUUUCAUGGUUCCUCCGUCAGGAAUCGUCUUCAUCUUUAUUUUGGGAGCUUUCACCCUCAUUCUCGGCAUGGCGCUCGGCUGGGCCUGGGGUGUCAUCGCAAUGAAAGCUGCUUUGGCUGCGCGUCCGGCUGCUGAGACUAAUGCUCAGCUACAGGCCCUAGGCCAAGAGGCUUAUUCUAUAUCUAAUUCAACUGGUCAACCUCUUGCAUCUGUACAGCAGGUCCUGGUUUACGAAGGCUGGAUGUUGGACGUCCGCGUGUCGGCACGCCUGCGAGCUCAAAAUCCCAAAUUUGUCUUGCUCCAGAUCUUUGGAACAAUUAGCAUGGAUGUCUUCUUGACCGUCGGACCAUUGCUUCCAUCAUUCACCGGUACUAUUCCUAAAGUUCUGGUUGAGCCCGCUGCCAUUGGAAUUGGGAUUGGCUUGGCUUCAUCGAUUCUGUUAUUCCCCAAGUCCACUUCUGCUGCUGUCCUGGAUGACAUGGAAGGCAUCGUGAGGUUACUCAAGGGCCCUACGGAUGUUACUUAUUCCAGUUUAUUUGAGGGUGACCCCCUGGAUUUGAAAGGCCUGCAAAAGCUAAAGAUGAAAACCAUAGGUGCUUAUAAGAAGAUGGAGCCCUCGCUGGGCUUCCUGCAACUUGACUUCUCUGUUGGCCGCUGGAACGCGGAUGAUGUGAAGAGCCUGAAGGAGCCAUUGCGACAGGCCUUGUUAUCUAGUCUCGCGCUAUUGGAAAUGCAUAUUGCUCGCUUGGGAGGGAAAGCAAAGGUUGAAAAGCUAAAUUCCCUCACGCUAGACCGUCCAUGGUCGGCGGAAUCGGAGAAGAGCGACAAGCAGCGGCCUCGAGAGAUCGGUAUGCGCCAGCUCAUGGAAAAUGUGAAUUUGAUCAAGAUCCUACGAAGCCCAGAGCACGAAUCUCUGCGAAUGGAUAUGCUCGACGCGGUUCGACCUCCAACCAAGAAGAUUCUACCCAUUUGCCAGGAAGCUAGCAAUGUUAUAGCGGAUUGCAUUCAUGCCGUCAAUUCUGCACGCUGGUUUGGAAAGCCUUCACAGCAACGCAUGGACGAGCUCCGUGAGCGCAGCGCCUCCGUACUGGAGACAUUGCAAGGACUCCGAUCAACAUUUGCCUCCGAGACUACUGAACGACUCCUGGAUACAUAUGCGGAAAUAUUCGGCGAAGAUGGCUGCCUGAAAGACACCAACGAUGAAACUAUGCGCAAAGGCCAGGGUAUCAUGAUGGGGAUGGGAUUUGAAGAACAGAUCCUAAGCAUGAUCGACGGCUGGGAAAAGGUGCUCGCGCAGCUCGUGGCGUUGAUGAAAGAGCGCCAAAAGGUCCGUCUUUGGCUCCCACGCGGCCUGCGCUAUGCAGUCAACUGGGUCUUCCACAAGAAAGCCGUCGCCCCUGUUCAAGCUGCGCAAUCGCCUUUUCCCGAUCCCGACGUCGUUGAAGCGCAGAUCAAUGCCGCCCAACAGAGUCUGCGUAUCAGUCGAGGUUACAAGGUCAAACAACGCAGUGGACUUGGAAAGGCUAUACUGGGAACCUACCAUUGGCUUAUUUGCCCUGAGGGUAUGUACGCGCUGCGUAUGGUGGUUGUAACUAUCGCUUGUGGAGUCCCUGCCGUGAUUCCCAGCAGCGCAGGCUUCUACUAUCGUGAGAAGGGCCUAUGGGCACUCAUCAUGGCUCAGACCAGUGUCGUGAUUUACAUGUCUGAUUUCUCACUCUCGUUUGUGUCCCGUGCCAUCGGAACUGUUGUUGGUGGUCUCGCGGGCUUGGUCGCAUGGUAUAUCGGCUCGGGUAUUGGAGAUGGAAACCCCUACGGCCUAGCUGCGGUGAUGGCUGUUGUGCUUACACUGCUAAUGUGGGGACGUUUGUUUGCGCCGCUGGUCUUGUUGCAGGCGACCAUGAUGUGCGGAGCGACUUGCAUCCUGGUCGUUGGCUACAGCUACGACGAUACACACAUUCCUUCCUACGGUAAUCCUGGCUGGGGAUACAACGUUUUCUGGAGACGACUUGUACUCGUGUUGGUGGGAGCUACCGCCGCUCUGAUCGUACAGAUCUUCCCGCGGCCACCCUCUGCAGCACGUCACAUCUGCAAGUCACUCUCCAAUGCGCUCCGGUCCCUGUCCGAUCAUUAUGCCUUGCUGCUCUCGUGCUGGGGCCAGCCCGACCGCGAAGAGGGACUCGUCGCCGAGCAAAUGGCCCUGGACCUUGCCCAGACCCUCACAUCUCUUGAUGGGCCCGUUGCCCUGCUACGCUUGGAAUUCUCUAGCUCGCACUUUGACAGCGAGUGCCUAGCUCAAGUCAAAUCACUGUGUCAAGAAAUGAAUCAGCACAUCGGUCGCUUAUUAUUCCUCUCAUCAUCUUUACCGGAGCAAUUUCAAACACGACUUGCCCACCACGCUGGUCUCCUCGACCACCGCAAUGUCGGCGAUAUUAUGGCUGUUCUUGGUGUGGUCGAGCAAGCUCUGAAGACCGGAGAUCCCCUUCCCGAAGUUCUUCCCACUCCAUUGUUGAAGCGUUGCUUCGAGUUUUGGAAAGCUCAUCAGGUUGAGAUUGCAUUGAGCAAGGAUCUGAUCCGGGAUGAAAACUAUCGCCGGUUCUGCGUGGCAGUCAGUUCUUACCUCAAGUUCCUGGGUGCGGUGGAUGAUCUGGUGCUGGUGAUGAAGGGCACCCUUGGCGAGUCACACAUCGUCAGUCGAGAGCUGCUGCAUGAUCUUGCUGUAUAA